CCACACUUGAAGCUCCACCUUGUCAAUGAAGGUAGCAGCUGCACUCGUUGCUGCCAUCGUGGCAGUCUUGGGCGUCGCAACAGCUGCAGCAUAUCCUGACGAACCAUCUCAGAGUUCGUAUGGCGUAGUGUACGAUCCGCGGGACAAGCUUGGCGUGUGCAAACACGAGGCGGUGCUUCGUCGGGAGGUCGACGUCAUCGGUUUAGUGCGACUGAACUCGAUGGCGAGUGGCUGCGUCCCACAGCUCCUCCAUGCUAUCGCUGACGAUAGCACGUCUCGUGUCUGGCUUGGUUUGAAGGAAACGAGCGCCGUCGAGGAGCUCGAGUUCGCCGCGCUGCAAGCGGUGGCGCCCCACCUCAUGGUGUCCGUGGCUGGGAUCCAUGUGUCCAACGAAGGAUUGCUUGAUCAUGGUCAGUCGUGGCACGACUUGGCUGCGUACGUCGGCCGUGUACGGGCAUAUGUUGGCACCUACCUCCCUCAUGUCCCAGUGGUGGUGUCAGAUGCAGUUACGCACUCUAGCCGCCGCGUAAAUCAUGGCGCCACCAACGCCACCAACAGCUCCGCGACGGACGACGUGACCACCCCCACGACGACUGCAGCGGAGCAGCCCUCGUCGGAAUCGUCAGCCGCCGACGACUUCGAAACCGACGACGGCGUUGCCACCGACCCCACGACGCCAGCCCCCACGUCAUAUUACGGAGCCGGAUGCCCCGAGACUGAAAUCAAGCGCGGCGACUCGUCCCGCGCCAUCUUGACCCGGAUGUGCCCCGGCUACAAGGGCCCGUGCGUUUCCACGGGGGCGCCCACGAUGUGGACUACGCUCGACAACAGACAAUGCCCUAAGUUGCUACGCAUUGGGGACUCUGUUCGUGUGUGCUGUACCAUCCCCCUUUACUAGACAACCAAUCAUAAACAUUCAAACAACAUACGACAAAUCCAUGGACCGAC
Messenger RNA from Aphanomyces astaci, 948 nucleotides. RefSeq lists its product as hypothetical. Bases 26 to 898 code for a protein of 290 amino acids. The record is from RefSeq and is a predicted model, not a curated record. Lineage: Eukaryota; Oomycota; Saprolegniomycetes; Saprolegniales; Verrucalvaceae. The transcript has a single exon.